Molecule: messenger RNA, 467 nt
Organism: Periconia digitata
Lineage: Eukaryota; Fungi; Ascomycota; Dothideomycetes; Pleosporales; Periconiaceae
Source: the annotation of a GenBank genome assembly
CUCUGUCCCGCACACAUGGUCAGCGUUCAACUAGUCACAAUUUCACGGCAUUUUCUCAUCAUCUCCCUCACCACUGCAUCACAGGGACCGAAACUCGUCCACUUCUCACCACAUUAUACGAGCAGAUAACUCGCCUAUACGAACCAGAAGAUUGCAAAUGUCUUCCUUAUCUCAGCAUGCAUGGUGCACGCACUCGCGGCGGCAAACAAAUCCAAAUCGUUCUUUUUGAUAUUCCAAAGAAGGAAGGGCUGACAGUGCCUGUCCCUGUCCCCGAACCGGUGACCGAAGUCAGCCUUUCCGAAUGCACAGUGAGCGACCAAAAAAGGGGAUCCAUUCACGCUUGCUUCCCUCCUUCUCGAAGCCCGUCCGUCCAGGGAUUACAUGCAGUGAGAAUACCACAACAAGCACGCAGAGCCCGAACCGGAACCUGGCAGAGCAGAGCAAUCAGAACAACGCAUCGGACGUGA